AUGGCAGCCAACGCCAUAAGCUGCAUCAAGGGCAGAACUCGCCACCACUUUACAUCCCAGAUGCCGCUGCGCCACCGGGCCGUCUGGGGUGUCGCCAAGAAGACCAAUAUCCACUGGCCGCCCUUUGCCCUGCCUCGUCCAUGGGAACCUGUCAUUGACGGCACCGACAUUUUUGCCGCGGCUGUCAAGGCAGCUUAUGCCAAGGCCAACUAUAGCGUUACUUUUCUGGACGACUGGGCCUCACACCACGUCCACUUCGGCAAUGUCCAUUGUGGGACAAACUCAGCUCGUGAGACGACUCGCAAGUCGUGGUAA
Hirsutella rhossiliensis is the source of this 315-nucleotide messenger RNA. RefSeq names its product protein-arginine deiminase (PAD) domain-containing protein. Bases 1 to 315 code for a protein of 104 amino acids. Gene Ontology annotation, cellular component: cytoplasm. Gene Ontology annotation, molecular function: calcium ion binding; protein-arginine deiminase activity. NCBI's taxonomy places the organism in Eukaryota, Fungi, Ascomycota, Sordariomycetes, Hypocreales, Ophiocordycipitaceae. The transcript has 2 exons. The record is from RefSeq and is a predicted model, not a curated record.